AUGGAUUUGAGUGUAAAGACAGAAAUGGGAACGCACAAGGGAUUCACCUUUGAGAAGUUUAAGUUGGACGGUAGCGCCUUGAAGGAAGCCGCUAUAGCGUCUCCAUACGCUGUUUGCGUGGUUUGUAUCUCCACAGUCUUCGAUCAUGACAUUCUCAAACUACAAAAUCUCCCGAUAGACGACUACCUUAGAACACAAUCCCGAAGCAAAGCAAUGUUCGCCAUGGGUUCUGCUUCGAAAACCAAUUCCUCGGCCACAAUCAAUCUCAACAAGAUCACCAAGACGAAGGCGCAAACCCAAGUUGACGAUCAACAAGUCGAACCCAAGGUCAUUGAAUACUCAAACGCCGUCAACGCCACAACCCUUAUUACCUUGCCUACCGAAAUCCACUUCUUGAUCUUCCAACACCUCGAUCGUGUCUCAUCUGUGUGUCUUGGGCUUACAUGCAAUACGCUCUAUCCAGUGUAUCGGGAAACUUGGAAAAAUGGUGUCCCUCUAGAUGAGUUCUUCGGACCUGACGAAUUCGGCAAAUACACCCCUUUGCCAAUCCUUAUCCAAGGUUUCUUUCCUGGUCUGGUCUUCAGUUUCCGUCGCUGGGCUUUUGAGACUGUGGAAUUAUCUAUGGGAAAGUUCGCAGAAGAGUUGGAAAAGCGCUAUCACUUACCCUUAAGACGUCGUCCAGUCACAGGCUAGAUGAUUUGAGGGUGUACAGAGGUUUUCAUUUGCAGGCGCCACGAAUUGGAUGGACAUACGGUGCGGUUGGAGUAUAGGGCUAUUAGCAAUUGGGUGAG
Molecule: messenger RNA, 791 nt
Organism: Mollisia scopiformis
Lineage: Eukaryota; Fungi; Ascomycota; Leotiomycetes; Helotiales; Mollisiaceae
Exons: 1
Coding region: 1-693 (230 amino acids)
Molecular function (GO): protein binding
Source: RefSeq, a predicted model, not a curated record